GCUCUGGGGCUCAGUCACCAAAUUCUCAAACCCGUUUUACCAGACCUUUUUUUCCAUAUUGUCGUAUUCAUCAUGAGCACGGAUCCAAGUCGUGGAAGCACUGACGCGGAGGAGCGCGAAAUCAUGCCAGGCGUCUUCAUGACGGACUUUCGACGCCCGACCGCCAACAGUAGCAACAAUAGCAAUAAUAGCAGCAAUGCAGCGUCUUCUGAUGCUGGGCUGCAUGGUGAUGAGACGGAGACGGAGGAGCUCGAUCGCAUUGUGGCUGCGAUGGCUGACGCGGGCGAGCUCGCGACCGAGGUCGAGCUGGACCGCCUGCGCAACUCAAUCACGCAUCUGGUGCGGUCGAACAAGGAGCUGCACGAGUUUGAUCCGGACGGACGGGACGCAGAGCUCGUCGAGGCGAUCGUCGAGAACGUUGCCGUCAUUGCAAAGCAGCAGCGACUGAUCGCAGCGCUCGAAGACAUGCUGCUGCAGCGGUUUGGACGCAAACCCAGGUCACGGCGGCACCAGGAGAGCCACUACAGGGACGCGGCGCUGGCAGAGGCACUGCAGGCUGAUGGAGGAGCGCGCGAAGCUGCUGAGAAUGCCGCGACCUUGACACCGUCAUCGUCAGCUUCGGCUUCAGCGACGACGACAGCCACAGGGACCGAGCAGGCUCAACAGGUAGCGCAGGAUCAAGGUGCCUGGUUGUAGCGGAUGCGGCAGUCCGCGAUCCGAGUCCGUUGUCCGUUGCUCAGAGAACUCUGUUCUGCUCAGAAGCUCGCCUUCCUUAUUUGUACUUGUAAACCACACCAUUGAACAAAAUUCGCUAUUCACCACGU
Molecule: messenger RNA, 824 nt
Organism: Capsaspora owczarzaki ATCC 30864
Lineage: Eukaryota; Filasterea; Ministeriida; Capsasporidae
Exons: 1
Coding region: 73-696 (207 amino acids)
Biological process (GO): proteasome regulatory particle assembly
Molecular function (GO): protein-macromolecule adaptor activity
Source: RefSeq, a predicted model, not a curated record